AGAAUCAGGGGCCGCUGGCUUGAAGCCACGACUACGUCAAAGCGGUGUUGUGGCGGUCGCGGUGGAAUGAAGCGAGAGCUGAUGAAGCAGCACUUGAGGAUGAGCAGUCUGCUGAACUACUUGAUCCCUCGAUGAUACCUCAUCUGGCGAUGUUCUUCUUCUGCAUCUCCUGCUCCAACAGCAUCUCUUAUCGACGAUGCUCUCGAAUCGGGCUGAUUGAGUUCUGAGCGCAAACCGAAUUUGGGUUUUCUGAUGUUCGGGCGCGGACCAGGCACACGGACUUUUUUUAUUUUGCUUUUCUCUUAGCGCUCGCGACUCACCCGCGACUUCUUUUUAUUCUCCUCCUCCUCCUCCUCCUCCUUCUUCCCCGUCACAACAACAACAACACCAGCAGCACGCCAUGGCCUCUCCUCCUCCCUCCCAGCCCUCCUCCUCCGCUGCAGCCUCCCGUCUCCGUCGCGGAUCGCUCUCCCAAAGCAUCCGCUUCGCAGGCGGCGUAAACUCGCUCGAUCGCUUCGCUUCCUCCUACACCCGCGCCCAGUCCUUCCUCGUCCUCGAUGCACCGCUCGCACUCACCCCCCAGCCCGCUCCUCUCAGCUACUCCGGCGCCGGCUCUCUCCGCCAAUCUGCCCGCGAGUCCAUCCCUCUUCUCUUCCGCCAGCGCGCCCAGCAGCCCGACGACGACGGCGAUGACGACGACUCAAACGCGCCGCACUCGCAGACGGCCGAAGCCGACGACAGCGCAUUCGUUGAAGAUGCAAUCGACUACUCGGACGACGAAGACACCCUCUUUCCUCUCAAUCCCGACGACUCCACUUCUAGACUUACUCCCAUCCUCUCCGGCACUUCUCUGCCUUCCCAUCACGCCCCUCCGUCGCAGCAAUCCACCCUAAAGCAGGCUCCCAAGCCUGACGACCUUAUCGGCGGCGGCCAGCGCGUCCUUGUCGACCAGUCCAAGGGCAGAGUCCUCGUCGUUCCCGGCCGCUCGACCGCCCCGCAGACCGUCUUCAACUCCGUCAACGUCCUCAUCGGAAUCGGCCUGCUCUCUCUUCCCCUCGCCAUCUCCUACGCCGGAUGGCUCAUCGGCCUCGUCUUCAUGUGCAUCGCCGCCUCCGUCACACUCUACACCGCCAAAGUCCUCGCGCGCUGCCUCGAUACCGAUCCCACUCUCGUCACAUACGCAGACAUCGCCUACGCUGCCUUUGGUGCUCGCGCUCGUCUAUUGACUUCUCUGCUCUUCUCGCUCGAGCUACUUGGAUCCUGCAUUGCCUUGGUCGUCCUCUUUGCCGAUUCGAUCUACUCUCUUCUUCCUGACGUUCUCUCCAAAACCGAACUCAAGAUCCUCGCCUUCUUCCUUCUCACUCCUCUCUCUUUUCUCCCUCUUUCCGUCCUCUCCUUCAGCAGCAUCCUCGGUAUCCUCUCCACUUUCUCCAUCCUUGUCAUCGUCUUCAUCGAUGGGCUCAUCAAGACCGAGCAACCUGGCACUCUUUGGCACCCGAUGUCCUCCAACAUCCUCCCCUCAAACUGGAAAGCCGUCCCUCUUUCGCUCGGCCUCCUCAUGGCGCCCUGGUGCGGUCACUCUGUCUUCCCCAACGUCUACCGCGACAUGCGCCAUCCCUACAAAUUCAAACGCUGCCUCAAUCUCUCCUACAUGUUUACAUUCUUUGUCGACAUGGCCAUGGGUGUCAUCGGCCUCCUCAUGUUUGGCGACGACUACGUGACUGAGGAAAUCACAAACACAAUCAUCGAGACAAAGGGUUUCCCUCGCGGCCUCAGCAUCGCAAUCAUCGUCUUCAUCGCCUUCAUUCCCCUCUCCAAGACGCCCCUCAACGCGCGCCCCAUCAUUACCACGAUCGAGGUCCUGCUCGGCGUCAGCGACUGCCCUGCCCCUCUAGAUCUCCAACCCGACGGCCCCCAAGACGGCGAAGGUGAUCUUGCGUUUGAACGCAUCUACGACAGCGUAGCUCGCAACCCGCUCUCGCGCCUCUACCGCAAGCUCAAAUCGCCCGCGUUCGCCCGCGCCGCCAUCAUCAUCUCCGUCAACUUCGUCAUCACCCUCAUCGCCAUCGUCUUCCCGGCCUUUGACCGCAUCAUGGCCCUCGUCGGCUCCGCGCUCGGCUUCACAAUCUGCAUCGUCCUCCCGCUCGCGUUCUACCUCAAGAUCUUCGGCCCCGGCAGCGCCCGCCACAAAAACAACAACUACAUCUCCCCCGGCGGACAGGCGCAUAUGGGCCGCUCCAUGCAUACAAUCAGUAAACCUGAGAUGGCGUUUGAUAUUUUCGCAAUCGUCACCGGCAUCGUCUUGGCGGUUUUGGGCGGCGUCUGGGCGUUAUUGCCCGAUGAGCUUAUUUUUGGGUGAUCCACAAUCCACUUCUUGAGUUUUUUUUCUCUUUGUCGUUUACAGUUUUUGGUUGGACUACAUACUACAUGUUUGGUUACAUCUACGUUCGUUCUAUUUCUUUUUUUAUAAUAUUUUUGGUUCUGGGUGCUUUGCUUUGCUUUUUUGCUCAUCAUAUCGGGUUUUGAUUUGGUCCAAAUACAUGUCUUCAUUAUAC
Myxozyma melibiosi is the source of this 2555-nucleotide messenger RNA. RefSeq names its product transporter. Lineage: Eukaryota; Fungi; Ascomycota; Lipomycetes; Lipomycetales; Lipomycetaceae. The transcript has a single exon. Bases 401 to 2359 code for a protein of 652 amino acids. Gene Ontology annotation, molecular function: L-glutamine transmembrane transporter activity. Gene Ontology annotation, biological process: amino acid transmembrane transport; proline transport. The record is from RefSeq and is a predicted model, not a curated record. Gene Ontology annotation, cellular component: fungal-type vacuole membrane.